GCUGCGACCUCGACCUUGGCUGAGUAGUGAGCACGGGAGCGCCUGCCACCUCCAGCCCAGGACUGACAGUGUGGGCACAGCAUGGCAGACGUGUCAGAGCGCGGGCUGUACGCUGCAGUGCUGAUCAGCUUCGCCGCCGGAGUGCUGGUCGGCUGGCAGGCGAGCAGACAGCGCAGGAGAUACCUGGACUGGAAGAAGAAGAGGCUGCAGGACAAACUGGUGGAGACGCAGAAGAAGCUAGACCUGUCCUAAUGCUGGAAGCUGGUGCCCUGGCCUGUCUCACCGGUGUAUGCCAAGUGACUGCAGCGCUGACCUACAGAACUUCAAGAAAGGACAAAAGAAGAACUUUCCUGGAGAUGCAGUUUUAUUGUCACAAAUAAACCCUUUUUAUCUUUUGACUUUUGUAAAGAAGACGAAUGUAAUACUUAUAAGUAAAUGCCAUAUUGUUAA
Molecule: messenger RNA, 450 nt
Organism: Bufo gargarizans (Asiatic toad)
Lineage: Eukaryota; Metazoa; Chordata; Amphibia; Anura; Bufonidae
Gene: MTLN
Product: mitoregulin
Exons: 2
Coding region: 82-252 (56 amino acids)
Biological process (GO): positive regulation of mitochondrial membrane potential
Cellular component (GO): mitochondrial inner membrane
Source: RefSeq, a predicted model, not a curated record